Beta vulgaris subsp. vulgaris (sugar beet) is the source of this 1963-nucleotide messenger RNA. Its product is annotated as transcription factor MYB102-like. Lineage: Eukaryota; Viridiplantae; Streptophyta; Magnoliopsida; Caryophyllales; Amaranthaceae. The transcript is spliced from 3 exons. The record is from RefSeq and is a predicted model, not a curated record. Bases 511 to 1728 code for a protein of 405 amino acids.
AAGAAAGAGAUGGGGGGAUUCGAACUUGUGACCUAUUGUUCACAGUACCAAUCUUAACCACUAGACCAAGACAUCCUUGAUAUACUACACUAACUUACGAGUCCUCCUUUUGUUAAUUUCUUCAUAUCUCAUUAAUAAGGUACGGAUUUAGCAUAAUAAUUGUGAUUAUCGUGGAACUUUGUAUGUCAUUAGUAGAUUAGAGUAUAAUUAUGACAAUGAGGUGAUUAUGUAAUCUUUGAGGCUUAAAUUUCUCCAAAGACAAGGGACACGUCGCCUAUGUUAUAAACUAAGGACGGCACCGAAUCCAUUUGACUUCGGCUGUCUGUCACACUCAUUUCCUUUAUAUACUCCUUGUACCCCUUCUACGGACCUACAACUUUUCUGCUUCUCCACAUUUUCUCUUUCUAAAACUUCUUUCUCUCCCAAAAACUAAGGGUUAGUUCUUAAUCUUUUGGGACACUUUGGAAAAAACUUGGAACACUACAACUUUCUAAAACGAGUAUAAUCAUCAUGGGAAGAGCACCUUGUUGUGAUAAAAAUGGAUUGAAGAAAGGUCCUUGGACUCCUGAGGAAGACCAAAAACUCUUGGAUUAUAUUCAAAAACAUGGUUAUGGUAAUUGGAGAACUCUUCCUAAGAACGCUGGACUUCAAAGAUGUGGGAAAAGCUGUCGUCUACGAUGGACUAAUUAUCUCCGACCAGACAUCAAAAGAGGAAGAUUUUCAUUUGAAGAAGAAGAGACCAUAAUUCAACUCCAUAGUAUUUUAGGGAAUAAAUGGUCGGCUAUUGCUGCUCGUUUACCAGGAAGAACUGACAAUGAAAUCAAGAAUUAUUGGAACACCCACAUUAGGAAAAGAUUGCUAAGGAUGGGAAUCGAUCCUGUGACACAUAGUCCUCGUCUCGAUCUCUUAGACCUAUCUACCAUAUUAAGUAACUCAUCUUUUUACAAUAACACUACUUCUUCAUCAUCACAUUCUCAAAUGAACAACAUGUCAAGGUUACUUGGGUUCUCAAAUUUGGUAAACCCUAAUGAGCUACUAAAAGUAGCUACCUCAAUUCUUUCAAAUCAACGCCAAAACCCUAAUUCUUCUUUAUACCAAGAUUUCCAAGGUAAUGAUUUUACUAGCAAUGCUCAAAUGCAAAAUAACUUUAAUAACCCAAUGUUACAAACUACACAAAUUCAAACUCCAAUUAUAAAUCCGAUCCCAACUUGUACUACAAUGACUACUACUGCUACUGCUACUACUGCUGCUGCUACUACUGGUGCUAUUGCUAUUGCUACAGAUAUUGAUACGCGUCCUUGUGUACCAAUUUAUGAUGAAGCUCAAUUAAUGGAGCCUAAUUUUGAGCAAUAUUCUACAAAUAUUACCAACUUUGAUGCCCAAAACUUAAAUCAAUGGCAAAAUCAUGGUUUGUCCAUGCCAGAUGGGUUGGUUAAUUAUCAACCAACAAGUUUUGAUUAUUAUGGUUCUCAUCAAAGUUUUAUAGACCCUUCAUUAUCUGAUAAUUCUACUUUUCAAUCAUAUAAUGUACAUCAAAACUAUAUGAGCUAUGGACCUUCGGUUAUGUCAACACCAUCUUCAAGCCCUACACCUCUAAAUUCGAGUUCGAAUUCAACUACAUAUGUCAACAGCAGUGGAACAGAAGAUGAACGAGAAAGCUAUUGUAGUGAGAUGAAUAAGUUUGAAAUUCAUGAUAUUCUUGAUGUUAAGCAGUUUUUGUUAGCUUAAUUAGACCAACUAAUUAUGAAAUAAUAGUUAUUUGCCCAAUUAGGUUUAAUUUUUCCCUUCUUUUUUUUUCUUAUGUAUCUAGGAUUAUUUUCUCUCUUUUGCUUUAACUUGUUUAUUUAUAUUUGUGGAUACACUGUAUAAUUUUAAAGAACUAUUUUAUGUAAUUUUCAGCUGAUGAAUGCAUAAAGAUUCAAGAUAUCCAUCAAAUCUCACUUUGUUUUAACCUUCAUUGGAA